UUAAUUCAUGUCAUAUUUUGUGUUCUGUCUCAGGCCAUUAUAUUGGAGAAAUAGACAAAGGAAGCCCUGCGGAGCGAGGGGGACUGAAGAAUAUGGACAGACUAGUGGCCGUAAAUGGACAGGAAACAGAUAACUGCAGACAUGAACAGGUGGUGGAAAAAAUAUCACAGCAAGGAAACAAGUGCUCCCUCCUUGUGCUGGAUGCUGAAACAGAGAAAAUGUACAAAUUGGGUGGUGUUUCUCCACUUCUGUACUGGGAGGAAAUGAGAGGAUCUCCGCCCAGCUAUCCUGAGCAUGAAGCUGAAGCCACACCUGCUCCAGCGGCACCUGCUCCAGCGGCACCUGCUCCAGCAGAUGUGGACCACAAACCCAAACUGUGCCGGCUGGAGAAGACCGCUGCUGGAUUUGGUUUCCAUCUCAACGGCAUCCAGGGACUUCACGGACAGUACAUCAAAGAGGUAAAGGAAGAGGAUGCUGGAGAGAGCACUGACCAGGAAGAUCACGUCAAACCAGCGGUGGUAAAAGUUAAACUGCAGUUCUCCCAGUACCUCCGUCACUAUGGUGCG
This is a messenger RNA of Sinocyclocheilus grahami, 566 nucleotides long. Its product is annotated as putative PDZ domain-containing protein PDZK1P1. The record is from RefSeq and is a predicted model, not a curated record. NCBI's taxonomy places the organism in Eukaryota, Metazoa, Chordata, Actinopteri, Cypriniformes, Cyprinidae. Gene Ontology annotation, biological process: protein localization to plasma membrane. The annotation marks the transcript as partial. Gene Ontology annotation, cellular component: apical plasma membrane. The transcript has 3 exons. Gene Ontology annotation, molecular function: signaling receptor binding; protein-membrane adaptor activity.